AUGUUGAAAACCAAAGAAGACCCUAAUGAGCUGGCUCCAGUUCCUUCCCAGCCCGGGGAAGUCCGGGAUGCGCCAACCUAUGUGACCGACGAUGUGUUUGGCGAAGUCACCGAGAAUGGUCCCAACUAUCGUAAUGUAGGGUGGAUAGGAACAGUCGCGCUCAUGAUGAAGUCUCAGAUUGGCCUUGGGGUCCUAUCCAUUCCAACCGCCUUCGACACGUUAGGGAUUAUCCCAGGUAUCAUCUGCCUCCUUGCGAUUGCUGUGAUCACGACCUGGUCGGAUUACAUGAUCGGUGUUUUUAAACUUCGUCAUCGCUCUGUCUACAGCAUCGACGACGUUGGCGCGCUCCUUUUUGGUCGAAUUGGCCGGGAAUUUCUGGGGGGUGCCUUCUGCCUUUAUUGGAUUUUUGUGUCUGGCUCCGGCAUGCUCAGUCUCUCCAUCGGUCUGAACGCGGUCUCCACGCAUGGGGUAUGUACUGCUGUCUUUGUGGCAGUGGCGGCGAUCCUGGGGUUCAUGUUCUCCAGCAUUCGGACCCUCGGCCAUAUCACUUGGCUCGCGUGGGUUGGGCUUGUGUGCAUCCUGACCGCGAUCCUCAUGGUGACCAUUGCUGUGGGUGUUGAGGAACGGCCCGCGUCGGCACCGAAAGAUGGCGUUUGGGUGUCCGACUUUAAGAUUGUCAAUCAUCCGAGCUUCAGCGAGGGGAUCACGGCGGUCUCCUCCCUGGUCUUUGCGUACUCCGGCACGCCCGGGUUCUUCAAUAUCGUGUCCGAGAUGCGUGACCCUCAUUAUUAUACUCGCGCCCUGCUCAUCUGUCAGGCGGGAGUGACCGCGGUUUACAUUACGAUCGGCUGCGUAGUCUACUAUUACUGCGGGUCGUAUGUGGCUUCCCCAGCCCUGGGCUCCGCUGGGCCGACCAUGAAAAAGAUCUCUUAUGGCUUUGCCUUGCCGGGGUUGCUAGUCACGACCACCCUGGUCACCCACAUCCCGGCAAAAUACAUCUUCAUCCGCAUCUUACGAGGGUCGAAGCAUCUGACGGCCAACAGUGCCAUCCACUGGGGCACAUGGCUUGGCUGCACCUUUGGAAUCACCCUAAUUGCCUAUGUGAUUGCGAGCGCGAUCCCCGUCUUCAAUAGCCUCGUCUCGCUUAUCGGUGCAUUACUAGGAACCCUCAUGUCGUUCCAGCCCAUGGGCUGUAUGUGGCUGUAUGACAACUGGAGCAAAGGUAAACAACACAAGUCCCUCCGGUGGAUGUUGAUGGUCUGCUGGAGUGUCUUUGUGGUCGUCAUUGGGACAUUCCUGAUGGUUGCUGGUACGUAUGGAUGCAUUGUGAGUGUGAUUGAUACCUACAACGCAUCCGGUGGAUCUGCCGCUUGGUCGUGUGCGGACAACUCGAACUCAACAUGA
This is a messenger RNA of Aspergillus bombycis, 1404 nucleotides long. RefSeq names its product amino acid transporter. NCBI's taxonomy places the organism in Eukaryota, Fungi, Ascomycota, Eurotiomycetes, Eurotiales, Aspergillaceae. Gene Ontology annotation, cellular component: vacuolar membrane. The transcript has 5 exons. The record is from RefSeq and is a predicted model, not a curated record. The coding region runs from base 1 to 1404 and encodes 467 amino acids. Gene Ontology annotation, biological process: amino acid transmembrane transport. Gene Ontology annotation, molecular function: amino acid transmembrane transporter activity.